Molecule: messenger RNA, 2055 nt
Organism: Funneliformis caledonium
Lineage: Eukaryota; Fungi; Glomeromycota; Glomeromycetes; Glomerales; Glomeraceae
Source: the annotation of a GenBank genome assembly
AUGCAGUCACCAACGAAAACGGAGUUUACUGGUAUCAUUAGACCUGCUUAUGGAGCAAAAACCGUAUUAAAAGAAAAAUUUGUAGAAAUUUAUGAGAGUUUUUUUAAGGGUAAUGAUCCAUCCGCGGGUCAGCCAAAUUUUUGGAGCGAAUUAUUUUUGCUUAAAGUUAAUGUAGUGUAUUUAUUAAAAUGUCUUUCCGAUAUUUCUCAGGACCAAUUGUUGGCUAUCAAAAAUAAUAUUAGCAAAUUAUUUUUAAAAUCAAUUGAAACCAUGAAAGAAGAAAACGUUCAGAGAAAAAUAAAUGCUAUUGACACACUUUGUGCGUUGCUUCAAGGAAUAUUCUCCAAGAAAUUUAAUAAUUUCAGUUUUGAAGUUAUUAAUCUCUUGACCGGGUUAAAUAAUGCCGAUACCGUUUUCCCAAAAUUUGUUGAUGCAAUCAAGUGUUUAAUGAAUGAUGGAGAGACAGCGCAAGUCAAGUAUGAUGCAUUAAGAUUGACCAUUGUGGUUGUAUGCGGAAAUAGUAAUAUCAAUCAGAAUAGCUUAAAUGGGUAUUUCAUGAAAGACGAUAUUUUCGAUCCCUUAAUUAAUAUAAUGCUUGCGCCGGAAACAUCACACGUAGCUUAUGAAGCCAUUAUGCUAUUGGACAUCCUGGCAAAUUAUAAUAAGCACGAAUCGAAGAACCCUUAUUUGAUAAAAUUAAUCAAUCUUAAAAAUGAGGCCGUGUUUGAGAAAAUUAUGAAUGUAUUGGCAACAACUUGUGUCAAUUGUCGAAGCAAGUAUAUUGAUAUACAGGAUGAUGAUGAGGCUAACAAAUAUUUUGUUUCAUCCCUUGCAUCAUAUGUUGGAUCCAUUUUAUCCUGGACUGGCAAUGGAACAAAGAAACAUUCAAAUGUUUCGGAUCCGGAAUUGGCAUUUGUUAGAUUGCCAUCUGCGAAUGUUUCAAUUAUUUUGGUAUUUUAUGAUUUGUUGAAUAAUAACAAACGAUUUGUUGAUCAUCUAGCAAAAUCCAUUGUAAAAUUUCCAAUUUCCGCAGAGUCCAAAGUCAACGGGCGUGAUUCCACGACCAUUGCCACUGAAAAUGGCAAAGAAUCUAUAGAAAUGGUUCGAGAUGGUCCAUAUUUUUGUGAAUUUCUUUCAAUUUCGUCAUAUAUCUUACAACACAAUCGUACUAACCGUACGGCAAGUUAUGCGAAUGUAAUAUUAUUGAUACUGGUAAUAUUAGUUGAGGAUUCGACAUUUAAUAAGGUUAUAUGUGAAGAUGAACGGCGUUUUAUUGUUAGACUUUGCAGACAAAGGCCACCUUUGUUGCAAAAUGCAAAAUUUCCACGUCCUUUAGUUGGCAUUAUAUUGGAUGUCGUUAUUGGGUUCAUAAAUCAUAAUUUGAGAAGAAAAUUACAGACUGAUUUAUAUAGUAUGUCCUUAGGCGUCAUUCAUCGAAUAAUGUCAUAUCUCAAAAAGAAUUGCGUCAGAUUGCCGUAUCAUUGGUCAGAAAUAUGGCAAUCACUUAUUGGCUUAUUGAAAUUCAUACUUUCAAACAUUGAAUACUUUCAACAGGAUCGAGAUUCAGUAAAUGAAGUUUUACUUUCUGCGAUAAAUAUUAUUAAUCUAAGUGUUACCUUUGGUGAUUCUUUCUUCCCAGAUCCCAUUAGCUACGAUAAUUUAUUUUACGAAAUAAUAAGAGCAAAAGAAACGUUUGAUGGUCUAAGUAGUAUAGUUAAUAAGACGAAUUUCACUAAGCUUGGAAGUCCAACUAAAUCUGCAUUUCAAAAACCUAUGUCAUCAUCACAAUUUGAUGUUUUAUCAAAUAUAAAUACCAUUUGUACACAUUUCAGUUUAAAAAUUGAAGGAUGGAAAUUAACUAAUAGAGUGAAAUCAAUAACUCCUGAACAGGUUGCAAUCAUAAAUGCGAAUUAUGACACUUUGGAGCUUGUUACGCCGGAGAAGCUUGAUCAUUACACUCCUUAUAAUGAAAUACCGUAUCACGUUCCUUUAUUGAGACAAGUUUUAAGAGUGAUCGUUGAGGAUUUCAAAAGAAGGGAAGUUUUGUUAGAUUAA